Drosophila hydei is the source of this 3072-nucleotide messenger RNA. RefSeq names its product membrane alanyl aminopeptidase. Gene Ontology annotation, biological process: peptide catabolic process; proteolysis. Bases 98 to 2920 code for a protein of 940 amino acids. Gene Ontology annotation, cellular component: cytoplasm. The transcript is spliced from 6 exons. Gene Ontology annotation, molecular function: metalloaminopeptidase activity; zinc ion binding; peptide binding. The record is from RefSeq and is a predicted model, not a curated record. NCBI's taxonomy places the organism in Eukaryota, Metazoa, Arthropoda, Insecta, Diptera, Drosophilidae.
CAAUUGGUUGUCGACUUUAGUUUAGUUUUUCGCGUUUCUGGCCGCAGUUCUCGCGAAUUAUAGUCUAACCAAAUAUAUAUUUCAAACGGAAAUUGAAAUGUUCGGCCUGCGUUUGGCUGUCCUCGGAGCGUUCUGCCUGUGUGUCGUGUUAGCGGCUCCACGGCAGGAACCGGAAGUGGUGCCACCAUCCACUCUUGCAGGACCAGAACCCUACGAAUACAGAUUGUCAACGAACAUAAUUCCGUACAACUACAAUAUCACAUUGCGGCCGUACUUGCUGGAGAGCGAUGAAAAACGUUUCACUUUCGAUGGUGAGGUAUUCAUCGAAAUUGAACCGCUCACGACGACACAGCUCUUGUCGUUCCACUCGAAAAAUUUGACCUAUAAGUUGUCUGAAUACUGGAAAAAGCCAGCAACACGUGGUGAAAUAGUAAAUCCAAUUAAGUUGGACGAGUCAACGUUAACGCACGACUUGGUAACUGAUAUUAAAAAUCAGACCACAUCCGAACCUCUUCUGGCCAACAAUCGUUAUAUUUUGCAUUUCGUAUAUACGGGACUGAUGGAAGAUGAUAUGCAUGGUUUCUAUCGCAGCUACUAUGUGAAUGAUAACAAUGAGACCAAAUGGUUGGGUUCCACACAGUUCCAGACAAAUCACGCACGUCGUGCUUUCCCCUGCUUCGAUGAGCCACAGUUCAAGGCGACCUUCGAUGUGAACUUGCAGCGUCAUAACAGCUUCAAUACUGUUAGUAAUACAAGGCUCGUAUCCUCAACGCCUCUGGAUAAUGGCCAAUACUUUUUGGAUGUAUAUAAGACCACGCCCAAAAUGUCUACCUAUUUACUGGCCUUCAUUAUCUCGGAGUUCUCCAUACGCAAGGACGACAAAUUCGGUGUGCUAGCACGCCCCGAGUUUUACACGCAAACGCAAUAUAGCUUCAACGUGGGUCGUGAAAUUCUGGAUGCGAUGAGCAAAUAUUUGGCCAUGGACUACUACUCGCUGGGCAAUGAUAAAAUGGAUAUGGCGGCCAUACCCGAUUUCUCAGCUGGUGCCAUGGAAAACUGGGGACUGCUCACCUACAGAGAGCGCAGUCUGCUGGUGGAUGAGACCGCCACGACGCUAGCAUCCCGCCAAUCGAUUGCUGCUGUUGUCGCACACGAACAGGCUCACAUGUGGUUCGGUGAUCUGGUCACCUGCAAAUGGUGGAGUUACACCUGGUUGAAUGAGGGCUUUGCCAGAUAUUUCCAAUAUUUUGGCACCGCCAUGGUCGAAAAGGAGUGGGAACUGGGCGCACAGUUUGUGAUCGAUCAAGUACAAUCGGUAAUGGGAAUGGAUUCGACAGAAGCCACAAAUCCCAUGACCGACGAGAACACUUACACUCCGGCCGAUCUGAGCCGGAUGUUUAAUAGCAUCUCCUACAAUAAGGGUGCCACCUUUAUACGUAUGAUUGAGCACACAAUGGGCACCGAAAACUUCCAGAAAUCUCUGCGGGAGUACCUCAUCAAAAACCAAUAUGAGUCAUCGAUACCGGAAGACUUGCUGAAUGCCUGGCUUGCCAACUGGCCCGUUGAUCAGUUCAAGGCAAAUGCGACAGAGAUCUUCAACAGCUUUACCACCCAAGUGGGCUAUCCACUGAUCAAUGCUGAGCUGAGUGCCGAUGGCAAAACCGUUAAGUUCGACCAGAGGCGUUUCCUGCUCAAGCAAAAUGACAGCGCCGACGCCACGUUAGUCUACACAGUGCCAAUUAGCUACACCACCAAUCUGGAAAAGAACUUUACCAAUACAAAGCCUAAGCUGGUGCUGGCCUCAAAUGCUCAAGCGUCCGUUCUGUUGCCCGAUGGCGUCACCUGGGUGCUGGCGAACAUUCAGGAGACGGGCUACUAUCGUGUCAAUUACACUGAGAAGAACUGGCAUGCAAUUCAUGCGGCGCUUACCAGCAGCAACUGGGGCGAUAUACAUGAGGUAAAUCGCGCCCAGGUGGUUGAUGACCUACUCAAUUUGGCACGCGCUGGAUACAUUAGCUACGAACUCACACUGAAGGUGAUCGAGUAUCUGGAAACGGAAAUCAAUUAUAUACCUUGGACAUCGGCAUUCAAUGGCUUCAACUUUUUGUCCAUACGCCUGGGCACAGAUACCGACCACUUCAGCACAUACAUUCGCCAGCUGACCAACAAGGCCUACAGCACGCUAGGCUUCGAGGAGAGCAGCCAGAACUCGGCGCUUGAAAUCUAUUUGCGCACAAAGGUUCUGUCCUGGAGCUGUCGCUAUGGCAAUGUUGAUUGCAUCAACAGGGCCAAGAGCUAUUUCAGGUCACUGUCAACUGUGCCCAAGAACAUCCGCUCCGUGGUCUACUGUGUGGCGCUGCGUGAGGGCAGCACCGCCGAGUUCGAUUCCCUGUACGCGAAAUUCAAGACCGAAAAGGUGGCCACCGAAGAGACUCUGCUGCAGAACUCGUUUGGCUGUGUGAAGGAAGCGUCGCUCAUUGAACGUGUCUUCAACUUGGUUUUGAGCGAUGAGAUUCGUCGCCAGGACAAAUCCUCAGUGCUGAGCACCCUGUACACCGAGAACAACGAGAAUGUGAGCCCCGUCUUCAAGCUGGUCACCGCCAAUUCCGAUGCAUUGGCCGAAGCCAUGGGUGGCUACUCCUCGGUGGCCACAGUCAUCUCCAACAUUGCGGCACGCUUCACCGAGCAAUCGCAGCUGGAUGAACUGCAGAAGUUCACUACUGUUAACAGCGCCAAGUUUGGCAGCUCCGCAAGCACGUUGCUGACAGCCGAGAAGACCGUCAAGGAGAAUCUAGCCUGGGCCGAGACCAAACUGGGCUCCUUCCGCACCUAUUUGGCCAAGCGCAACGGCAGCGCCAUGUUGAGUGGCUUCAGCCUGUUCACCUUGCUGCUGGUGGCCCUGGUCACGUUGCUGCGUUAAGGCCACAUUGGCCUAUUGGCCAUAUUGGAAUUGCCGCCGUCGUCUAACUGUAAAAGUAUUUGUACGUCUAACGCCUGUGCAGCAGGCCAUAAAGCAGCCCGAUAAGCGAGCUUUGAAUAAAACUACGUUGACUUUAGCUUAUAAUAAAACAA